Messenger RNA from Manihot esculenta (cassava), 872 nucleotides. Its product is annotated as heavy metal-associated isoprenylated plant protein 26. The record is from RefSeq and is a predicted model, not a curated record. NCBI's taxonomy places the organism in Eukaryota, Viridiplantae, Streptophyta, Magnoliopsida, Malpighiales, Euphorbiaceae. The coding region runs from base 224 to 688 and encodes 154 amino acids. The transcript is spliced from 2 exons. Gene Ontology annotation, molecular function: metal ion binding.
GAAGACCAUUGGUCCAUGACGAAGCUCCUUAUAUAAUGGACGAUUCACGCAUUGGAGACUCAUGCCCAUCAUCACUCACUCAACCACUUUCUUUCUUUUUCGCAGAGAAACCCAAUAGAAAAACGUAAAAGCCUUUCUUAGAAAUUAUUGCUGCUCGUUCUUAUCUCCUCUUUCCAGUAAUUAAAACCAUAUCCUUUUUGGUGAAUCGAAGAAAGUUGAAAUAAUGGGUGCUCUUGAUCAUUUUUCUCAUCUUUUUGACUGCUCUCAUGGCAGUUCCAAGCUCAAGAAACGCAAGCAAUUGCAGACGGUGGAGAUCAAGGUUCGAAUAGAUUGCGAAGGAUGCGAGCGAAAGGUGAAGAGAGCAGUGGAGGGAAUGAAAGGUGUAAAACAAGUGGAUGUGGAACGUAAAGCAAAUAAGCUGACAGUCGUUGGAUAUGUGGACCCAUCAAAGGUUGUGGCCCGCGUGGCUCAUCGGACGGGUAAGAAGGCAGAAUUAUGGCCGUACGUGCCCUAUGACGUGGUGGCCCACCCAUACGCACCAGGGGUCUACGACAAGAAGGCCCCAGCUGGGUACGUGAGAAGGGCUGAGGACCCACAAGUGUCCCAGUUGGCACGUGCCAGCUCCACUGAAGUUCGGUACACCACUGCUUUUAGCGAUGAGAAUCCACAAGCAUGUUCUAUCAUGUGAUUAAUUGGAUUGAGAUAGAAAUUAUUGGUGGUGUUUAUUAAUUUUGAAAUUUAGGGCUUGUAGAUUUGGUAAUUUGCUUUUUCGUGAGGGUGUUUGUGCAAUUAUUCAGUAUGUUUUGUAAGCUUUAUGUAUCAUUAGAACUUUUGUCAUAAAUGAAAAGAAAAAAAAAAAGUCCUUGUAUGUA